This is a messenger RNA of Prorocentrum cordatum, 1555 nucleotides long. NCBI's taxonomy places the organism in Eukaryota, Dinophyceae, Prorocentrales, Prorocentraceae. The record is from the annotation of a GenBank genome assembly.
GCCACCCGAGAUCGAACUCGGUUCGUUUGUCGCCAGACUCAGGUCGCACUACAAGGCAUUUGACGUGGCCUCGUACGCCCCAGAUCUAGAUGUGAAGCUGGGGCGCCGGCGCCGCGCGAUGUUCAACCAGAAGCUCCAGAAGCUGAAGGCGGUGCUCAACGGGGACUGGUCGGUGAAUCGGUUAACCCACCACUGCCUUACACCGAGCUGUUGCAACAACUUCGAUGCUGCGGUGACUAAGGCAAGGGUUGCGGACGCCUUGAUCGGGGUGGUGCUCGCCUCGAUGCCGCCGAUCCCAGCUGCGAACAAGUGGACGAAAGUCGGGCCCGCCCUGGAUUUCUUUCUCGCGGGGCUCCUGGUGCACGGCGUGUUCGCGCGGAUGUACGCCCGCGCUUUCGACAAGUUCACGAAGGCCGAGGCCGACCCCAACCCAGGCGGCGACGAGGCGCAGCACGAUCAAACAUUCAUUGAGUCAGUCGAUUGGCACAAGAUUGCGGGCAGGAGGUGCCGCGCUGGCUAUAACUUCCUCGUCAGCCCGAAUUUCAAGACGGAGCUGCCAGCAUCGUGCAUCGCCCUGGAGUCGGUCCGCUACCUCGCGAAGUGGUUCAUGGAGCAGUGCUCCAGGAAACAGCUGCCUUGCAGGGUGCCGCCGAUCAGCGUGAUGGCCGGGGACCUGGAUUCGCCCAUCACCGCCGCCCUUCAGAACAUCUCUUGGCUAUUAUCAGGGGGCGCGCCCCGAUUGGAGCUCAUCUGGAGGGAACGCCCAGACGGGCUCAAGCUGCUCAAGAGGGCCUUGCUCGUCGUCGGGAGCUGGAUCUACAGGCGCCACUACGCCUCGUCUCAUUCGUACCCGUGGCGGCUGGCGGCUCUCGCGGACAUGCGGCUGGGCACUGAGAGCAGGCGCAGCGUGGCUCGGGAGUUCGUCACCAAGAACUUGUGUUGCCUCGACGAGUUCUUCAGCCGCAAGCUCAGGGUCAAGGCGGUUUCGGAGGCAGGCUCGAUCCGAUUUCCUAACGAGGACGAUUUCAUGCAACCCGAUGCCCUCCCCAGCGUUCUUGCUCGGUGGGCCCAGGGUGUUAGCGCAUCGAUCGGGGACGUCGAGUUCAGGCACGCUCAGAACCGAAAGAACGCCAGCGAGGGCAUGCACUGGAGCCACUUCACAGCCUGCUACGUGAACACCGAAUCCAAAAGCAUGGCGAAAACUGACGAGGAGGGCAUUCGUCGCGAGAUCGACCUGGAGGAGCGGUCACGUGCUGCAGAGAACCGAUCAUCAGGCCCAUCAAGUGCAGAUGUACCUCCACCGCCGCCCCCUCAUGGAGCUGGCGACGCAGGCGGAGGCGGUUACUACAGGACGAAGAAGACGUCGGCCAAGCUGCUGUACCGCAAAGACAAGAUGAGGAUCGACAGCGCGUCUGGGAGGAAGUUCAACCCAGUGUCCAAGGAGUGCUGGAAGGAGGUGGACGACGAGUUCGCCGAGAUGCAGGAGACUGACCCGUUCAGGUACGACAACUAUGUUAGUCGGGCUGAUUCUACGGGCACAGGCACGGGAAGCUAA